Messenger RNA from Ceratotherium simum simum (southern white rhinoceros), 5656 nucleotides. RefSeq names its product kinesin family member 20B (gene KIF20B). Gene Ontology annotation, cellular component: nucleus; spindle microtubule; mitotic spindle. Gene Ontology annotation, biological process: mitotic spindle assembly; spindle elongation; microtubule-based movement. Lineage: Eukaryota; Metazoa; Chordata; Mammalia; Perissodactyla; Rhinocerotidae. Gene Ontology annotation, molecular function: microtubule binding; ATP binding; plus-end-directed microtubule motor activity. The record is from RefSeq and is a predicted model, not a curated record.
AUAAAAAACGAAAACAGCACUAUUGUAUUGAGUUGGGGAGUUUCAGGGCUGAUCCAGGAAAAAGAUAGGACCACAAGGUGGCAGUAGCACAUAAGGAACUUGGUUGGGAUAGCAUUUUGACAAGAUUGCAUGCGAGAAUGGAAUCUAAUUCACAUCAAGAUGGGGUGCCUAGACCAUCUUAUGUUUUUAGUGCUGACCCAAUUGCAAGGCCUUCGGAAAUAAAUUUUGAUGGCAUUAAGCUUGAUCUCUCUCGUGAAUUUUCCUUAGUUGCUUCAAGCACUGAGGCAAACAGUUUGGAAUCCAAAGAUUAUCUCCAGGUUUGUCUUCGAAUAAGACCAUUCACACAGUCAGAAAAAGAACGUGAGUCUGAGGGCUGUGUGUAUAUUCUGGACUCACAGACUGUUCUGCUGAAAGAUCCUCAAAGCAUCCUUGGUCGGUUAAGUGAGAAAAGCUCUGCACAGAUGGCACAGAAAUUCAGUUUUUCCAAAGUUUUUGGCCCAAAAACUACACAGAAAGAAUUCUUCCAGGAUUGCAUUAUGCAGCCAGUAAAAGACCUGUUGAAAGGACAAAGUCGGCUAAUUUUUACUUAUGGGCUAACCAAUUCAGGAAAAACAUAUACAUUUCAAGGCACAGAAGAAAAUGUUGGCAUUCUGCCUCGAACUUUGAAUGUGUUAUUUGAUAGUCUUCAGAAAAGACUAUAUACCAAGAUGAACCUUAAACCACAUAGAUCCAGAGAAUACUUACGGUUAUCACCAGACCAAGAGAAAGAAGAAAUUGCUAGCAAAAGUGCAUUGCUUCGGCAAAUUAAAGAGGUGGUUAUGCAUAAUGACAGUUGUGAUACUCUUUAUGGAAGUUUAACAAAUUCUUUGAAUAUCCCAGAGUUUGAAGAAUCCAUGAAAGAUUGUGAACAAGCUAGCUUGAAUAUGGAUAAUAAUAUAAAAUUUUCUGUGUGGGUUUCUUUCUUUGAGAUUUACAAUGAAUGUAUUUAUGACUUGUUUGUUCCUGUGUCAUCUAAGUUCCAAAAGAGAAAGAUACUACGCCUUUCCCAGGAUAUAAAGGGCUAUUCUUUUAUAAAAGAUUUACAAUGGAUUCAAGUAUCUGAUUCCAAAGAAGCGUAUAGACUUUUAAAACUAGGAAUAAAGCACCAGAGUGUCGCCUUCACAAAACUGAACAAUGCUUCCAGUAGAAGUCACAGCAUAUUCACUAUUAGAAUAUUACAGAUUGAAGAUUCUGAAAUACCUCGUGUAAUGCGAGUCAGUGAAUUGUCUUUGUGUGAUCUUGCUGGUUCAGAACGAAGCAUGAAGACACAGAAUGAAGGUGAAAGGUUAAGAGAGACUGGGAACAUCAACACUUCUUUAUUGACUCUGGGAAAGUGUAUUAAUGUUUUGAAGAACAGUGAAAAGUCAAAGUUUCAACAGCAUGUGCCUUUCCGGGAAAGUAAACUGACCCACUAUUUUCAAAGUUUUUUUAAUGGUAAAGGGAAAAUAUGUAUGAUUGUCAACAUCAGCCAAUGUUGUUUUGCCUAUGAUGAGACACUCAAUGUGUUGAAGUUCUCAGCCAUUGCACAAAAAGUUUGUGUUCCAGACGCUUUAAAUUCCUCUCAAGAGAAAUCAUUUGGACCUGUCAAGUCUUCUCAAGAUGUAUCACUAGACGUUAAUAAUUCAGAUGAUAAAAUAUUAAAUGUAAAAAGAGCCACAAUUUCAUGGGAAAGUGGUCUAGAAGAUCUAGUGGAAGAUGAAGAUUUGGUUGAGGAUCUGGAAGAAGCUGAAGAAAACCAAAAUGUGGAAACUGAACAUGCUGAUGAACAUCUAGAUAAAACAGAGGAAGAUAAGGCUUUCAUUGGCCACGAGGAGAAGAGAAAACUGUUGGAUUUAAUAGAAGACUUGAAAAGAAAACUGAUACAUGAAAGAAAAGAAAAGUUAACAUUGGAAUUUAAAAUUCGUGAAGAAGUUACACAGGAGUUUACUCAAUAUUUCGCUCAACGUGAAGCUGACUUUAAGGAAACUCUCCUUCAGGAACGAGAAAUGAUAGAAGAAAAUGCUGAAUGUCGUUUGGCUAUCUUCAAGGAUUUGGUUGGUAAAUGUGAGACUCAGGAAGAACCAAUGAAUGAAGAUCGUGCCAUGAAAGUUGAAACCGAAGAAGCACAUAUUUAUGUAGGAAUUGAAGAUAUUAUUGAUUCUCUUCAAGAUGAUGUCACUGAUAUUAAGAAACAGGCUGAAAUUGCUCACUUAUAUAUUGCAUCUCUUGCUGACCCCCAGGAAGCUAUUGCUUGUUUAGAACUAAAGUUUAAUCAAGUUAAAGCUGAAUUAGCUAAAACCAAAGAAGAAUUAAUCAAAACCCAGGAAGAGUUAAAAAAGAGAGAAAAUGAAUCAGAAAUUAACUUAAAUUCAUUGGUUCAAGAGCUUGAGGAAUCUAAUAAGGAGAAGGCUGGUACAUCUUCUUUAAUAAUAAACAGUAAAUUGGCUUGUAAUGAAACAGUUGAAAUGCCUAAGGACAGCAAGAUGAAAAUCUAUUUAGGAAGAAAAAGAUUAAAUGAAAAUGAACUUCAACAAGAUGAACCACCAGCAAAGAAAGGACCUAUACAUGUUAGUCCAACUGUCACUGAAGACCAAAAGAAAAGUGAAGAAAUGCGACAGAGCAUUUCAGAAGAUGAGGAAGACAUUAGAGUUUUACAAGAAAAUAAUGAGCUGAAAACACAUUUACUCAUUGUUGAGAAUGAACUUAAAAAUGAAAAGGAAGAAAAAGCGGAAUUAAAUAAACAGAUUGUUAGUUUGCAACAGGAACUUUCUUUUUCUGAAAAAAAGAGUUUUACUUUAAGUAUAGAAGUCCAACAAAUUCAGUCCAAUUAUGACAAUGCAAUUUCUGAAUUACAUAUGCAGAGAGGUAUAAAUCAAGAACAGGAGGAAAAGGUCAUGAAAUUGUCAAAGGAGCUAGAAACCACUAGAAGAAACAUCACAAAUAAUGUUUCACAAAUAAAAUUAAUGCAAGCAAAAAUAGAUGAACUACGUACACUUGAUUCAGUUUCUCAGAUCUCAAACAUAGAUUUACUCAAUCUCAGGGAUCUGUCAGGUGGUUCUCAAGAGAAUAAUUUGCCAAAUACACAGUUACACCUUUUGGAUAAUGAUUAUUUGGUAAGCAAGCAGGUUAAAGAAUAUCAUAUUCAAGAACUCAGUAGGGAAAGUUCUUUCCACUCUCGUAUUGAAGCCAUUUGGGAAGAAUGUAAGGAGAUUGUAAAGGCUUCUUCCAAAAAAAGUCAUCAGAUCCAGGAACUGGAGCAACAAAUUGAAAAAUUACAGGCAGAAGUAAAAGGCUAUAAGGAUGAAAACAAUAGACUAAAAAUAGAGGAGAGGGACAAUAAAAAUCGAGAUGACCUACUAAGAGAGAAAGAAAGUCUUAUACAGCAGCUGAAAGAAGAAUUGCAAGAAAAAAACAUUAGUCUUGAUUUGCAAGUACAGCAUGUAGUUGAAGGAAAGAGAGCACUUUCAGAACUUACACAAGAUGUUGCUUGUUAUAAAGUGAAAGUAAAGGAACUUGAAGCAAUCUUAGAAACUCAGAAAGAUGAAUGUAGCCGUUCAGCCAAGUUAGAGCAAGAAAUUUUGGAAAAAGAAACUAUCAUCUUAAACCUAGAAAAAAAUCUAAAGGAAUUUCAAGCAAAUCUUCAGGAUUCUAUCAAAAACACCAAAGAAUUAAGUGAAAGGGAAGUUAAGUUAAAAGAAGAAAUCACACAUUUAACAAAUAACCUGCAAGAUGCAAAGCAUUCACUUCAAUUAAAGGAAGAAGAAAAAGAAACCAACUGGCAAGAAACAGAAAAGUUGAAAGAGGAGCUCUCUGCCAGCUUUGCUCUUACCCAGAAUCUGAAAGCAGAUCUUCAGAGGAAGGAAGAAGAUUAUGCUGAGCUGAAAGAGAAACUGGCUGAUGCCAAAAAGCAGAUUGAGCAAGUACAGAAAGAGGUGUCUGUUAUGCGUGAUGAGGAGAAAUUACUAAGGAUUAAAAUUAAUGAACUAGAGAAAAAGAAAAACCAGUGUUCUCAGGAAAUAGAAAUGAAACAGCGAACCAUUCAGCAACUCAAGGAGCAGUUAAGUAAUCAGAAGGUGGAAGAAGCUAUACAACAGUAUGAGAGAGUGUGCAAAGAUCUAAAUGUUAAAGAGAAAAUAAUUGAAGACAUGCGAAUGACACUGGAAGAACAGGAACAAACUCAGGUAGAACAAGAUCAAGUGCUCGAGGCUAAAUUAGAGGAAGCUGAAAGACUGGCCACAGAAUUGGAAAAAUGGAAGGAAAAAUGCAAAGAUCUAGAAACCAAAAGUAAUCGAAGUUCAAAUAAAGAACUUGAGGAUAACACAGAUGUACUUAGUAAACAACUCAGUAAGCUUCAAGAUGAGUUUCAGGAAUCUGAACAGAAAUAUAAAUCUGAUAGACAGAAAUGGGUAGAAGAAAAAAUGAUGCUUAUUACUCAGGCAAAAGAAGCUGAGAAUCUACGAAACAAAGAGAUGAAAAAAUAUGCCGAAGACAGAGAGCGUUGUUUAAAGCAACAAAAUGAAGUGGGCAUACUUACAGCACAGCUGGCAGAGAAAGAUAGUAACCUUCAAAAGUGGAGAGAAGAACGGGAUCAACUGGUUGCAGCUUUAGAAAUACAGCUGAAAGCACUGAUCUCUAGUAACAUACAGAAAGAUAAUGAAAUUGACCAAUUAAAAAAGAUCACGUCAGAGGCUUCUAAAACAGAAGAACAAACUAUGGCUAUUAAGCACAGACAUAUGAGUUCAAUGGAUCCUGGCAGAGUUGAAACUGAACCUCAAACAACAAGUUUUGAAAUUUCCACGAAUGAAGUAGAGGAUGGAUCUGUAGUCCUUGACUCUUGUGAAGUGUCAACAGAAAAUAAUCAAACUACUCGAUUUCCCAAACCUGAGUUAGAGAUUCAGUUUACACCUUUACGGCCAAACAAAAUGUCAGUGAUACACCCUGGUUGUACCUCACCAGUGACAGUUAAGAUUUCCAAGACCCGGAAGAGGAAGAGUAAUGAAAUGGAGGAGGACUUUGUGAAAUGUGAAAAUAAGAAGAAUGCUACACCCAGAACUAAUUUGAAGUCCCUUAUUUCUGAGCAUACAGAUUCCUCUGUUGAAAAGGAACAAAAGGUUUCCACACGUCCAUCAUCGAAGAAAACAUAUUCUUUACGGAGUCAGGCAUCUACAAUUAACACAAACUUGGCCACUAAGAAAAAAGAAGGAACGCUACAGAAAUUUGGAGAAUUUUUACAACAUUCUCCAACAAUUCUUCAAGCAAAAGCAAAGAAGAUAAUUGAAACGAUGAGUUCUUCAAAGCUCUCAAAUGUAGAAAUAAGUAAAGAAAAUGUAUCUCGACCAAAACGGGCCAAACGGAAAUUAUACACAAGUGAAAUUUCAUCUCCUAUUGAUAUAUCUGGCCAAGUGAUUUUGAUGGAUGAUAAAGUGAAGGAAAGUGAUCAUCAGAUUCUCAAACGACGACUUCGAACUAAAACAGCCAAAUAAAUCACUUACGGAGAAUGUUUUAAUAUAAAUUUUAUAGUCAUAAUCAUUGUAACUUGCAUCCUGGCCUUAAUGAUAAUUGUAUAUGAUGCAUUAAAUCUCUCUGUAUAUACAUUGCUAUUUUAUACAUAGUAUAAUUUUGAUUCAAUAAAGAAUAU